Puccinia triticina is the source of this 702-nucleotide messenger RNA. RefSeq lists its product as uncharacterized. Lineage: Eukaryota; Fungi; Basidiomycota; Pucciniomycetes; Pucciniales; Pucciniaceae. The transcript is spliced from 3 exons. Bases 1 to 702 code for a protein of 233 amino acids. The record is from RefSeq and is a predicted model, not a curated record.
AUGUCCACAAAGCCUGGAAGCGCGUUGCCAUCUCCAUCCCCGUUCCUCCAGUCCACCACUGCCCGCCUUGUCAUAGCACGCAAGCUUCCACAGUGGCUGUAUGUGGUCCCACUAGAUUCUUCAAAGCUUCUGAGGUAUUCGCUGGCUUGGUUGCUUUGCUGGCCAAGGCUCCCUUUCUCUGACACACAGUUCGUAGGAUAUAACUCUCGCGGGCUCUCUCGAACUCCUCUCCCAUCGUGGCCCGUGCCCGUGCAUGCUAAACGACCCCCGUUCGCCAACAACUCCUUGAUACAAUCCGAAGCACUCCGUAUUCUCGGUCUCCCAACUUCCAAACGGCUGGCGGAUCCGCUCCCCUUUCCUCAGAAUCCCAGAUCCAGGAUGUGCAUCCUCUCGCACUGGUGGGCCCAAGCGCGGGCCGGCCCGCGCCGCUCGUCAUCCCCCUCGGCAUUCCUCGGCGCGCCGGUCGUCCUGCCGAGCGCGAAGACCGACGAUCCUGACGAGAAGCUGCGGAUGCGGACGCCCACGAGCGCCGAGUCCCUCCGCCCCGCCUUGCUGGACGACGGCUGCCAUCCCUACUUCCCCGGUACGCCCUGGAACCAGCUCGAGUUGGCUGCCACUGUCGAUCCCUCCCACCAUCCCAGCCCAAACCCUAGACGGCUCAGACUCCGAUGCUUCUCCAACAUCCUCGUCUUCAAGUCGUAG